This is a messenger RNA of Parnassius mnemosyne (clouded apollo), 4836 nucleotides long. Lineage: Eukaryota; Metazoa; Arthropoda; Insecta; Lepidoptera; Papilionidae. The record is from the annotation of a GenBank genome assembly.
GACGUGUUUCAUUGUGGACGAUAAAAGUAACUUUGCGUAAAUUUAAUCAUAAGUUUUAUGAAACACGUAUUGUAGUUUUGUGAUCCAGUUCGUUACCAUGGUGGUCUUGGAAAGUGAAGGUGGUGAUACAAAUCAGUUAUCGACGGAUGGGGAUAAAUUAGAGACUAAAUUACCAAAUGUCAUAACGUUAGAAAGUAUCCUUUUUUAAAUAUUAUAAGCAGAGGUCAUAAAAGCUUACUGGGUAAACCCGAUUUUAGGACAAAUUAGUUUUUCUAGUUUUUCCUAAGUCUGUCAAGAUGAACUAGAUGUUCGCGGCUUUUGGAUGGUUCAAGGGUCACCUCAGCCGCACCUCAACUUACUAUUGCUGAUAUUACAUUUCCCACAGGAUUAAUUCGAUUUUUCUGUAAAAAAUAGUUUAGCCCAAAAAUCUCGCAAUAAACAUUAUGUAAAAUGUCAAAUUAAACACUAAAUACUCCUGGUCAAAAGCUAUUAUAACUACCAUAUUGGUCAAAAUUACUUGUAAUUAAUAUUUUUGGUCAAAAUCACUGCAAACCAAUAUUUUUCAGUAAAUAUUAUUUUUGCCCAAGCUUCCUUAGUCACAAAUAUUAGGAACUGUUUUUGUUGGUACAUAUUAGUUUUGACCGGGAAAUAGUCUUAUAUAUAUUUCAUAAUUAAUACAAUAUAGAUUAUUACAAGAUUAUUGAAACAAAUGUUGUUAUUUUGUUCUUUAUUUUAUUGAAAACUGAGUUUUUGAGUGCUGAAACUUUGGACAUGUAUGUUUAAAAAGUAGGUCUUCCGAACAGUAGACAUUUGAAAGUGCUGACUUUGGGUAGUUUAUCCAAAAGUAGGCUUUUUAAUUUGCAAACCAUUAUAAAAUCAUUUGCAUAAUGCAUUUGUAUUGUUUUAUAUUACAUUUUAGAUUUUGACACUUGUUAUAGGAGUGGCUUGCCAUAAGUUUCGAUUUAUAGUUCUGUAGUUUAGGUUUUAUUAGCAAACAUGAAAUAAAAAGGAAUGCUUUUAAAAAUGAAUCAUUAUUAGAUGUGAUUAUUUUCUUCUGUCACAUCCAACUUUCACCACCAUACAUUAAGGUAGGGACGAACACAGCAUUGUAAAUUGCCAUACAUGCCUUUUUUGACACUUUUUAUCUCUCAUCUCAUAGCUUAAGUUAUUUAUGUAUUUAGCGCAUUGAAUUAAUGAUAAGUAAAAGUUCUAAAAAAUUUAUAAUUUUUUUUUUCAAUAUGGCCUUUAAUAAUGUGGUUAUGUCCCAAUAAAUCUGCCAAUGUCCGGUCUUUGGUCUACCACACCUUGUCUUGAGGCUUCUUGGUGGGAAAGGAGUUGGAGGUUAUUAGGUAACAAUGUGGCUAAAAACAAAACUCAACCAAAUACACAAGUUAUGGACAACACAAUACAGAACAAACAUCUAGUUAUAGCAGGGAAGUAGCCUGAGCAGCGCAUACAGAAUUAGGUUAAGCUAAAGUUAGUACACAAUAAUUUAUAGUUUAACAUUUGAAUAUAUUUUGAGAUCAUAUUGGACAAUAUUUAUCAAACAUUUUUAUAAUGUCUUCAGUGUGUUAUAGUGGCAUCUACGGUUUUGGAGUGCAUCAGGUAUGUUUGCAGAGGCUCAUAUGGAUGGCUUUUAGGCCAUCUUACCCAAGAGAGUUGCUUCUCUGAUGCAUAGAAUCCAAGGAAUUACUAACGCCAUCUUCAAUAUAAAUCAGAUUAGUGACUUUGCAAAGUUGAGACAUAGGUGUAUAUACACAAUGCACAUGUACCUGGCACCAUAGGAUGAAGAAAAUAAGAUUUGCUUGAUUGGUGGGUAGGAGGCCGGUAAGAACCAGAGGUACACAGCAACACCUUCUUAUACCCGCUUCUUAAAUUACCAUUACAGCCUAUUAAAGUCCACUGCUGAACAUACGCUUCCCCAUAGAUAGCCUCAUAGGGAGGAUAUUUGCUAUAGUUGCCACGCUUGGCAAGGUUGGCAACUGCAGUUUUUUUGUUAUUAGAAAGACGCUGCUGGCCAUCUCCUAAUUUCUAGAAUUUUCUAUUUAUUCUUUGUCACAUGUUAUGACAUUCAAGUUUGUCAUUUUAUCUAAAUAUAAAAAAAAUGAAAUGUGCAGAAGUUUUAUCAGCGCAGCACACAAAGCUAUUCGAUAAACUCAACUUUAAAAAAUAUAGCUAAAAUACAGACAGAAAAACGAACAGAGUGAAAUUAUUAGAAUACUUGUAUUGGCUUCUAUUGCAUUCCCAAAUUCGUCCAAGAUAAAUUAAACUUAAAUGGACAUAAUCUAUAUCAUAUAUACUACAUGUGACUAAAAUUGAAGUGCCUGUUUCGGUUUUAAUAUUGAAAUAACUGCCUUUUAUUAAACAGAUGGCGUUAUUUGCAGUUAUUUGCAUGCCAUUAUGAUAUGAAUAACCAUUUUUAAAAUGUUUGCCUGUCUGCCAGUCUGUCUGUCCGGGAUAAUCUUCAGAAUGGCUUAACUGAUUGUAAUGAAGCUUAAUUAACAGAUAGAGCACUGCCAGGAUGUAUUUAACUAAUUAUCGCCACAAUAGUAACAGAUACUAACCAGGCGAAACUGGGGAGCUACACUAGUAAGUUUAUAUAAACAUGGAAGGUCGUGCCAAAUUCUAACCAGAAUCUAUAUCAAAAACCUAUUUGAAACCUUAAUGUGUAUCAGUAUUCCGUAUCACGAAGGACGCUCAGCAACAACACGGUCUCCGUCAUGCAGACUACCAACGUUACCGAGGUUACUGUUCACGUCGUCUUCGCCGUUUGCGAAAAGUUCUUAAAAUUCCGCAGGGAGACAGGCGACACUAUCGUCGGCGUGAUGUCACUUCCGCUCAUUUGACUGCGGCUAAUGCUGAGAACCGGCUUCUAUGUGUGCCGUUGUUGCAAGCAGAAAGAGCUUGGGCGCACGCUAUGCAACUAAGGCAGGAAGCAAACACAGAGCCGAGAAAGAAGUUCCAUUUAGUUUCUCGUUUGAAAAAGGCAUAUGCACAUGCGCAAACUUUGAUGCAGUUAUGCGAGGUAAAUUUUAUUAAAUUUAAUGUUACUUAUGAUUUUUUUAAACUUUAACAAUUAAUGUUACCUCACCAAUUAUAUGUAAUAUAUUGAAUAAUUUAAUUUAAACAGGAACUAAGCGUAAAUUUCACAGCGAGCAACUCGCGUCGAUCCGCACCGGCAGCAAUGUAAUUGUAAGUUGCAGUUUUAAGCGCUGAUAUGUCAUGUGCUCGACGGUCAACAUCAUGGGGAACCUUGCAUGUCUGCAGAAUAAAAAUAUUUCGAGUAUAUAUGAAGUCCACCAACAAACACUAGGCUAGUGCGGUGUACUAGUCGUUCUAUAACUCUCUAAGAAAUGAGAGGCCUGUCACCUGCAGCAAUAGAACGUUGUAUAUACGCUUAAAGGUUGUAUUAUCUUAUAGAGUGGGGUAUGCGAUGCACGUACUCAGUUGGAGGCGGGCGCGUACGCUGCGUGGCUGGGGGGCGUCCUGCUGCUGGAGCUGCAGCAGUGGCGCGCCGCCGCCGACAGUCUGCAGCGCGCGCAGCUCGUGCUCGACAAGCUGUGCGCCGCGCUGCCCGACGACGAGCGGCACGUCUACAAGCAGAAGGUAGAAGAGUUGAAGCCAAGCUUAAGGUACUGCGCGUACAACAUCGGCGACCAGUCGGCGGCCGGCGACCUGCUCGCCAUGCGUGGCCAGGGACUCAUCGAGAAUCUAGACACGCUCAUGGCGCAGGCAAAAGAGUCCCGCUCUGGAGUAAUGCACGAAAUAGAAUGGCGCGGUCGUCGCGUUACUGUACGACCUGAGAAAGUGCGACUGUUCCUUAUUGCCCUGCAGGACUUCGACAAAUCCGUUCAGACGGCACAGACCGUCGAAGCUAAGAUCGAAAUCCUCGAAAACAUUCUUAUGGACUGUAAAGACGCAAUAUCAGCCCUCAAAGAUGAGAUAAAGAACGAUCCCAAGCUUAAAACUGCACCGGAAACUCAAAUGCCAAGUAUCAAUUACCUGCUUUCUUACUUGAUGUAUCUGCGUCUGAUGCGUACGAUUGAAAGGAACAAUUUGUUAGUGCAGCAAGCAGAAGAAGCGCGCAAGAAGAAUACUCAAAUAGACGGCAAAAAAGUGCGUCCUCAAGACUUGACGAGGUUGUACGAGAUCAUCCUGCAAAACUAUACGGAGCUGCAGCAGUUGCCUGGAUUCGAUAACGACGCCGAUUACCAAAAGGAAAUCGAAACUGCAAUGAAGGCGUACCGCGCUUUCCGUUGCUAUUACAUCGCGCAAGUGUUGACUGGACUCCGUCGCUUCAGAGAGGCCCUCGCUAUGUUAGAACGUAGCAGCAACUACACUUCGGAAUCAGUCGCCAAUAAACUCGCCGAUAAAGAAUUACUGCACAAAGUAGAGAUGCUGCAAAAGGAUAUUGAAAGUUGUAAGUUCGAAGUCCACGCGGACUCAGUACUAGAAGACGACGAGGAAGACGAAGAAACUAAGUACACUUCGAGUGGUAAACCGUAUAAAGAUAAAAAACCUUUGGUUGACCGUUUGGACGAAUACAGAGAAGAUACGCAAGUGCUCACCAAAAACCCCAAUAUUUAUAAACUACCUCCCCCGAUGGAAGCGAUACCUUGUAAGCCGCUGUUUUUCGACUUGGCGUGUAAUUUCAUCGAAUUCCCCAAUCUGGAUGAUAAGACGGGAGCAGCUGACGGCAAGAAGCAAGGGGCAGGUCUCACUGGACUUGUUAAAGGCUUUUUGGGAUGGGGUAAAAGUGACAAAUAACUUUUAUUAUACAUAUUGUACUAAAAUGUAUUAAAAUACAAGUUGCUUAUAUUGGAACUUGAUUGUUUU